UUCAAGGAAUUAUGGCUGUCCCCUCUGCUCUCUAGCUCCUUCAAGAACAUCUGCCACGACGAAUAAUUUCGAAAACGCAACAGUGUUACCGCCAAGAGUCCAUUAUAUAACAAGAGAUCUUUCACCUCUCAUCAGUAUCAUCAAUCGGUCAAAGAUGGUAAAGUCACGCAGAGUUGGCAUUGCAAUAGACUUCUCUGCAACCAGCAAACUUGCUCUCCGAUGGGCCGUAGAUAAUCUCAUCAACCAUGGAGAUCACAUCUUCUUGAUCAACGUUCAGCCACCCAAGUCUGGUCAUACCAGGAAGGAGCUUUUCGAAGACACUGGUUCACCUCUGGUGCCUCUGGAGGAGUUGAAGGAGAUGAAUUUCACGAAGCAAUAUGGGAUUGCGAGGGACCCUGAAGUUCUGGAUAUCCUUGAUACAGUGUCAAAAACCAAAGGGGCUAAAGUAGCAGCAAAGGUGUAUUGGGGAGAUCCAAGGGAGAAGCUUUGUGCUGCUGCUGAAGAUCUUAAGCUUGACUCUCUGGUAAUUGGAAGCAGAGGUUUAGGCUCCAUCAAAAGGUUGUUGUUGGGCAGUGUAAGCAAUUAUGUGGUCACAAAUGCUUCAUGCGCCGUCACAGUGGUUAAGGGGAACCUGUCUUCCAAUUCAAGACACUGAUAUGGAUUGUGUUUGGUUGUAUUUCUUUAAAGACAAUUCAAAAAAGAAAAAUGUUUGAUUGAAAGGUGCUAGUGAACAUAUAUAUUUUUUUUUUCAUGUAUCGUUGGCUUUUCAUGAAUUGAGAAUAACAGCGUCCAAUUUAAAAUUCUCCAAAAAGAA
Messenger RNA from Prosopis cineraria, 814 nucleotides. RefSeq names its product universal stress protein PHOS34-like. The coding region runs from base 155 to 655 and encodes 166 amino acids. The record is from RefSeq and is a predicted model, not a curated record. Lineage: Eukaryota; Viridiplantae; Streptophyta; Magnoliopsida; Fabales; Fabaceae. The transcript has 4 exons.